This is a messenger RNA of Impatiens glandulifera, 3009 nucleotides long. RefSeq names its product respiratory burst oxidase homolog protein E-like. The record is from RefSeq and is a predicted model, not a curated record. Gene Ontology annotation, cellular component: plasma membrane. Lineage: Eukaryota; Viridiplantae; Streptophyta; Magnoliopsida; Ericales; Balsaminaceae. The coding region runs from base 57 to 2804 and encodes 915 amino acids. The transcript is spliced from 14 exons. Gene Ontology annotation, molecular function: NAD(P)H oxidase H2O2-forming activity; calcium ion binding; peroxidase activity.
GGUCGUUGAGAGAAACAGAGAGAGCAGAGAAUUUCUUUCCCCUGAUACGAACCGGGAUGAGGUCGUCAUCCGUUGGUAGCAGCUCAAGACGAUCAAAUUACAGUCGUGGGUUUGAUUUGCCAGAUGAUCAGGAUGAUCAAGAUGCGAGAGAAUCAACAAACGAGCGUGGUACCGUCGGGGGAGCAAUGCUGCCGGUCUUUCUAAAUGAUUUGAAGCACAACGACCAGCAUGAUUUUGUAGAAAUCACUUUGGAAAUCGAGGAUGAUUCAAUCGUUGUUUGUAGUGUUACUCCAACUUCUGAUAAUCGGAAGAGCCACUCUGUUUCAUCACGAAUACGCCGUAAGUUCCCGUGGCUUACAUCUCCUAAUUCCGUGUCCUUGCGAAGAGAUCACGAGGUUGAGGUUGAGCAGGAGAUAGUAGUACUACCGCCGCCUGAUAGAGGACUUGAUCGAACGACAUCCAGCGCACAGCGGGCAUUGAAAGGACUUCGGUUCAUUAGCAAGACCACCGGUACAUCGGAAGCCAAUGAUCUGUGGAAGAAAGUAGAGUUAAGGUUCCAGAAGCUGGCCAAACAAGGUUUUCUUUCUAGAGAGGAUUUCGGAGAAUGCAUUGGAAUGGUUGACUCGAAAGAGUUUGCGUUGGGGAUAUUUGACGCUCUGGCCAGAAGAAGAGGUGACCACAAACUGAGUAAGAUCACCAAAAACGAACUUCAACACUUCUGGUCACAAAUAUCAGACCAGAGUUUCGACGCUCGUCUUGGGAUCUUCUUUGACAUGGUAGAUCGUAAUGGAGAUAAGAAAAUAUCAAGGGAAGAAAUUCAAGAGCUUUUGAUUUUAAGUGCUUCUGCAAACAAAUUGAGUAAAUUAAAAGAGCAGGCAGAAGAAUAUGCUUCAUUAAUAAUGGAAGAGUUGAAUAUUGAUGGUACAGAUGAAAUUGAGAUAUGGCAGUUGGAAACACUUCUCCUGCAAAGGGAAAAUUACAUGAACUAUAGUAGACCCCUCAGCAGCACGUCAACCGUUGGCUGGAGUCAGAAUUUAGCCAAUAAAUUCUUCAUUAAAAAUGUAUUGCGGAGAAUGUGCUAUAGAAUGAAUUGCCUGAUAUUAGAAAACUGGCAAAUGGGUUGGAUCUUGCUGCUAUGGAUCAUAGUAAUGGCCGGACUCUUCACAUGGAAAUUCAUUCAGUACAAGGAAAAAGCAGCGUUUCAAAUUAUGGGUUAUUGUUUAACGACUGCAAAAGGUGCUGCCGAGACUCUCAAGUUGAACAUGGCUCUCAUCCUUCUUCCAGUUUGUCGCAAUACACUUACAUGGCUUCGGGCAACAAGAGCUAGACGAUUUAUACCUUUUGAUGACAACAUCAACUUUCAUAAGAUAAUUUCAUGUGCCUUAAUAAUUGGGAUUGUACUGCAUGCGGGGAACCAUUUGGUCUGUGACUUUCCUCGUUUAAUCAGAUCAAGUCCCGAAGAAUUUGCACGUGUAGCAUCGGAUUUCAAUAAUGUAAAGCCCACUUACAUAGGUAUUCUGACUAGUGUAGAAGGUGUCACAGGGAUCUCCAUGGUGAUUUUAAUGAUAAUUGCCUUCACAUUAGCAACAAGUCGGUUUAGAAGAAAUGAUGUGAAGCUACCUCCACCAUUAAAUAAGUUUACAGGAUUCAAUGCAUUCUGGUUUUCUCAUCAUCUCCUUGCACUAGUAUAUGUGCUGUUAUUAGUCCAUGGAACUUUCUUAUUCUUAGUCCACAAAUGGUAUCAGAAAACGACUUGGAUGUACAUCUCUGUUCCCCUUUUCCUCUAUAUAUCAGAGCGAAGUCUUAGAACAUGUCGGUCCGAAAAUUAUUCAGUUAGGAUCAUCAAGGUGUCGUCACUACCAGGAGAUGUCUUCAGUUUAACCAUGUCUAAACCGAAUGGGUUCAAGUUUCAAAGUGGGCAGUAUAUAUUUCUGCAAUGUCCAAAAAUAUCACCAUUUCAAUGGCACCCCUUUUCAAUAACUUCAGCACCAGGAGAUGAUGACCUUUGCAUCCACAUUCGGACUGUAGGAGAUUGGACUAAAGAAAUGAAACGAGUUUUCAUUGAUGAUAUUGGAUCAACGAGUGUAAUUGGGCGAGCCAAGUUUGGAGAACUUAACAAUAAUGUGGAUCACAAAGGCUUGCCUAGAUUACUAGUUGAUGGCCCCUAUGGUGCUCCAGCACAAGAGUAUAAAAAUUAUGAUGUCUUACUAAUGGUGGGGCUUGGAAUUGGAGCAACGCCUUUUAUAAGCAUACUUAAAGAUCUAAUAAGCAACACAAGUGUUCAAGAUCAUCAUCAGGAUUUGUUCACGGAAUCAAGUAACACAGAUGAUAGUCUGACCAGUUCUGGUUCCUCGAGUUUGGAAUCUAGCAGAAAAAGAAAGCAGACAAGGAUUAGUCGAGCACAUUUUUAUUGGGUCACUAGGGAAGCCGGAUCUUUUGAAUGGUUCAAAGGAGUAAUGGACGAAGUCGCAGAAAUGGAUCAAAAGGGUCAAAUUGAGAUGCAUAACUACCUUACAAGUGUAUACGAGGAGGGUGAUGCAAGGUCAACCCUUAUCACCAUGGUGCAAGCUCUUAGUCAUGCCAAACAUGGUGUUGACAUUUUAUCUGGCACCAGAGCAAGAACACAUUUUGCAAGACCCAAAUGGCCUGAAGUUUUCAAGAAAAUUGCUUCAAAACAUCCUUGUGCUACAAUUGGAGUUUUCUAUUGUGGGACUCCAGUGUUGGCAAAGGAGCUAAAGAAGCUAUCACAUGAAUUUACCCACAAGACUACAACACGGUUUGAGUUUCAUAAAGAGUACUUCUAAAGUAAUAAUUUAAAAACUUCAUGAAUGUAUAACAUCUUUACCUUUUUACAUCUGUAAGCAACUUAUUCCAAUUGAAGGAAUAUAUAUAGAAAGAAAUGAAAUCUCCAUAUAUGUAAAUUGCGUAUUAUAUAUGCAGAUAUCCAAUUGUAUUGCCCGAGAGACCCACAACAUUUACCAUGUGCAAAUUUUUUUCUGCAUUAUUGCC